Molecule: messenger RNA, 1028 nt
Organism: Cornus florida
Lineage: Eukaryota; Viridiplantae; Streptophyta; Magnoliopsida; Cornales; Cornaceae
Product: AT-hook motif nuclear-localized protein 23-like
Exons: 1
Coding region: 237-1028 (263 amino acids)
Cellular component (GO): nucleus
Molecular function (GO): DNA-binding transcription factor activity; minor groove of adenine-thymine-rich DNA binding
Source: RefSeq, a predicted model, not a curated record
UCUCUCUCUCUCCUCCUUCCUCACCCCAUCACUUUCUCUGCACUUGAUUCCCUUUGUUAAAUUUUCUAUUCCCUCUAGGGUUUGAAUUAUUGUGCUCUCACUUCUUUAAUCAUCCUAAAAAAAUCAGUUUUUAAUACUCUUAAACAUCAUACUUUAUUCUUCUUUGUUUUCUGUUCUUUUUCUUUCUUUUUUUUAAUCUUAUUAUUUUUUUCUUUUUUCAGUUCUUGUUGUUGUGUAUGGCUGGUUUAGACCUAAGCUCAGCUUCUCACUUUGCUCAUCACUUCCACAGACCUAACCUCGAUCACCUCCAGGAACCACAAGAUGAUGAUGACACCAACAACUACGCCAAUCAUCAAAACCUCGAGCUCGACUCCGAUCCCGGCAGCACCCUCCCUCGCCGGCCAAAAGGGAGGCCUCCCGGAUCCAAGAACAAGCCCAAACCACCGAUCAUCAUAACCCGAGAGAGCGCGAACACGCUCCGAGCUCAUAUCUUGGAGGUGGGGACUGGUUGUGAUGUGUUCGAGGCGGUGGCGGCCUAUGCAAGGAAGCGGCAGCGAGGGAUUUGUGUACUGAGCGGAACCGGCACGGUGACAAACGUGAUGUUGAGGCAGCCGGCUGCGGUGGGAGCUAUCGCGACGCUGCCUGGCCGGUUCGAGAUACUGUCCUUGUCAGGAUCGUUCCUGCCGCCACCGGCACCGCCCGGUGCGACCAGCUUAUCGGUGUACUUGGCCGGAGGACAAGGUCAGGUUGUGGGAGGGAAUGUUGUGGGUGCUUUGAUUGCUGCCGGUCCGGUUAUCGUCAUCGCGGCCUCGUUCAGUAAUGUAGCGUACGAAAAGCUGCCGAUGGAUGAAGAUGAACUGCCUGUUUUACAAAGCUCUGGUGUUGGUGAAGGUGGCAGUGGUGGUGGUGGAGGUGGAGGAGUCAGCAACCCAUUUUCUGACCCAUCUUCUAGUCUUCCCUUUGUCAAUUUGCCUCAGUUACCGGUGAACGGGUGGGUGGGGAACUCCGGCGGGCGGGCUCCAUAUUGA